This is a messenger RNA of Bombyx mori (domestic silkworm), 998 nucleotides long. RefSeq lists its product as uncharacterized. Lineage: Eukaryota; Metazoa; Arthropoda; Insecta; Lepidoptera; Bombycidae. The transcript is spliced from 4 exons. Bases 351 to 920 code for a protein of 189 amino acids. The record is from RefSeq and is a predicted model, not a curated record.
AUAGGCUACUUUUUUUUCAUUUUUUUUAUUUUAUUUUUUUGGUUUCAUGUGUGUUUUACUGUUUCCGAAGCGAAGCGAGGGCGGGUCGCUAGUAGGUAAUAAAAAAAAAGUAGUGAAAUUUCUCUCCAAAAGCGUACCUGAACCCUGUUUCUAAAAUGGCUCAUAAAAUCACUUCAACAACAAAACCGUAAUACAUAAUAACUUACUUAUUUUGUAAACAAUGUUUUAAGCGAUAACAUUGUCAUAGAUUGUCAACAAAAGCUUGCAAUAAGCAAAGUUACAUUCGACAUUACAUUAAACGUUUCCUUUGAAUUACCUGAAUAAUAAUUUAAUUGUAAUUAUUGUUAGAAAUGUUCAGUAUUAUUUUAUUUUUAAUUGUUUUAGAUGAUGCCCAUAGUGUCAUUUCUCAAUGCACAAUGACUGAAGUGAAAAGUUUACUCGAAGGUUGUGACAGAUUGACAGGAUUAAACAUUACUAGUGUUGGGGGUACAAUUGUAAAUGAUCAUAACUGUGAUGUUUUACUACCUGCGCAGGUAUUUUUGGAUGAACCAUUAUUUCAGUACUUCAUGGCUGAUUCGAAAAAGUUUUACACGAUUAUACUGGUGGAUCCCGAUUCGCCGCCACAAGUAGACGGUGAAUUUUAUUUGCAUAUGCUAAAAUCGAAUAUUCCUGGUCUCGCAUUGAAAACAAAGGAAAGUAGCAAAACUAUUGGAAUCGAUUACAGAGGAUACAAGCCGCCUACUCCAUCUCGCGGCAUAGAUACGCACCGCUACAUUACUCUCCUUUAUGAGCAAGCAGACGGAAAUAAUUUUCUACCGACUGUACCGAGCUCACGAAAUCGUUUUUCGUUAGCUAAGUGGCUUUUGGGAAAGAACCUUUGCGGCCCGGUCGCUGGAACUCAAUUUCGAUUGCAAUUCUAGAUGGCGCUAGUUGUACGAAGUUUCAAUAAGGAUUGUAGAAAUAUUAAUAAUUUAAUUACACGUAGUACCUAUCUUUUA